Messenger RNA from Penicillium odoratum, 1806 nucleotides. RefSeq names its product homeobox domain-containing protein. Gene Ontology annotation, molecular function: DNA-binding transcription factor activity, RNA polymerase II-specific; RNA polymerase II cis-regulatory region sequence-specific DNA binding. Lineage: Eukaryota; Fungi; Ascomycota; Eurotiomycetes; Eurotiales; Aspergillaceae. The record is from RefSeq and is a predicted model, not a curated record. Bases 1 to 1806 code for a protein of 601 amino acids. The transcript is spliced from 3 exons. Gene Ontology annotation, biological process: cell differentiation; regulation of transcription by RNA polymerase II.
AUGUCGUUUAGCGAAACCCCCGACCCAAUGGGCGCGCCCACAACAGGAUCAUCUUCGCCCCCAAACUCGACUCCUUCGCCCUCGACUUCGAGUGCUACAACAGCCCCGUCAUCAAGUGCUUCGCGUCGGCCACCCCGGAAGAGCACUUUGACUCAGCAGCAAAAGAAUAACAAACGCCAACGCGCGACUCAGGACCAACUCGUCCUUCUUGAAGUGGAAUUUAACAAGAACCCGACCCCUACUGCUUCCACCCGCGAAAGAAUUGCUCAGGAUAUCAACAUGACGGAACGUUCAGUUCAGAUUUGGUUCCAGAACCGUCGUGCCAAAAUCAAGAUGCUGGCCAAAAAGAGUAUUGAGACUGGUGAGGGCUGUGAUUCGAUUCCUGAGUCCAUGCGCCAUUACCUUGCGAUGCAAUUCGAUCCCACCAAGCCUGGAACUCGUGAUCCCUACGGACGCUCAGUGGGAUACCCAACCCCUGGCAUGUAUGCGAACGAUGUGAAUGGCUCUGGGAAAGUCGUCAUUUCGCAUUUUACAUGUCGAUCCUUGACAAUCGGUAGCUGGCGGCGCAUUGGACAGAAUGCGAUGGACUUGGUUAUUUUUUACUCGCCUGACAAGGCUUGUAUGACAUACUAUAUCAACAACGACUCAGCUGGCUAUAAGAUCGAAUACCCAUUUGCCCACAUCAAGAAUAUCACUCUGGAAACUGGAGACCCCAACCCUGGGCCAAAUGGUCAACCACCCCGACCUGGUGGUCUGGUGGUCGAGCUUAACCGCCCACCCAUGUUUUAUAUGGAUUCGUCCAACUCUGGCGGCUUUUACCAAUGUGGUGAUUUCACUGAGGAGCAGCAAGCGAGCCAGAUCAUGGUCCAUCACCUAGGAGGUCAUCCCAAGGUCUUGAGUGUGCAGCUUGCCAAGCUCGUAUCUUUGGAAUCCUUCCAAAACCGUCUGGCAUACGGCAAUAACAAUAACUUUGCUGUGCCCGCAGCCAUGUCUCCGCCUUUCAUCCAGCGCCCUGCUUCCCAACCUAACCACUUCGCGCCACCAGCCUAUAUGAACCUUUACCAAGAUCACAACCACCUGGGUUUCCACAUGCCGGCUUCCCGCGGACACAAGCGCCAGCGCAGUCGUUCCGUACCAGUAGCAGUUGACAUCUCGGCGUUACAAGGCCCCAUGAGUUCAUUCCACAUGCCGCAAACUCCAGCACCGUAUAAUCCUGCUGAGUCUGGAAUCUAUGCUCCGGUCCCGCAAUCUGUGCAUGCUCUUCCCACCGAUUUGCGUAUCGACACUGAUGGAUAUGGACUUGACUUCCGGACUAACCCGAUGUCUGCCACAACCACCGCAUCGCCUUCUGAAUUUGCUAGCCCCUCGAUGUUCAGCAGUGCUGCACCGGGCGAGUCAACUCCUAUCGCCAACAUGCCCCCUCAGUUCAAUGUACCACAGUUCGUUUCAACGGGCCCGUCUGAUUCACCGACUGCUGGAUCCCACUCAACGUCGCCUUACUCCGGUCUAAGCCCCGCAGACCCCAUGAUUGCCAAUCACUCACCCCCCUUGUCCAACAUGUCUCAUUCUUCUUCUGAUAUGUACGGUUUCUCGCACGAUCAGCAUUCGGGCUACGAGGACGGCCUUUCCAUGAACGACAUGUACCCAAAGCAUAAUAUCAAUUAUACUAUGUCUCAUGAAGGACCUAGCUUUGAACUCCCGAUGCAUGGCAUGUCAGGGCAUGGUUCUCCAGGCUUAGGUGAUUACUCCCAUGGCAUGGUCAAUCUUGACGAAAUCAACUCCCAAGGACUUCACACCGGAUCUUGA